AUGGUCUUCAUGAGGAGCGAACCGGAAGGACAUGACCCAUGUGAGAUCCAUGCGGCCAUUCAAGGAAACCGUAAGGAGUGUUUGCGUUCUUUGGCUAAAGAAAUAAGCUCUGAUGCGGUGUUGCCUCAACUAAGGCGAGGACGGCUAGAUCCUCACGUCGAUUUACGUUUUGUGGAACAAUGUCCAUGCGAGUGUGACCCGUAA
Opisthorchis viverrini is the source of this 204-nucleotide messenger RNA. RefSeq lists its product as hypothetical. The record is from RefSeq and is a predicted model, not a curated record. The transcript is spliced from 3 exons. The coding region runs from base 1 to 204 and encodes 67 amino acids. NCBI's taxonomy places the organism in Eukaryota, Metazoa, Platyhelminthes, Trematoda, Opisthorchiida, Opisthorchiidae.